Molecule: messenger RNA, 360 nt
Organism: Impatiens glandulifera
Lineage: Eukaryota; Viridiplantae; Streptophyta; Magnoliopsida; Ericales; Balsaminaceae
Product: probable E3 ubiquitin-protein ligase RHC2A
Exons: 1
Coding region: 1-360 (119 amino acids)
Source: RefSeq, a predicted model, not a curated record
AUGGCAUCAUCAUCAUCAUCAUUUGAAGAUUAUUUCGAUCUGGAUAUGGCUAUGUCAAUGGAUUGGAGCAACCGUGAAGAAGAAGACAAAGAUUCUUCUUCUCCGGCGACCACUGAAGAAGAGAUGUCUUCUUUUGUGUCGGAGAUGCCUACCGUCGUCGCCGACGACGGAACAACAAACUCCGACGACGACGUUGUUUGUGCCGUCUGUAUGGAAAACUUCGGUCCAGAUUCCUCCGGCAAAAGACUGCCCUGUUGCCACGUGUAUCAUUCCACCUGUAUUGCCAAGUGGCUUUCCAUACAUGAUUCCUGUCCUCUCUGUCGAUGCAGAAUUUACUGCCCUACUACUCAACAUUAUUAA